AUGAACCAACAACAACAACAAGAACACUUCCCUCAGCCAUUCAGGAUACUCUCGCUCAUCCAACUCAGCAUCACAUCAACUGCCAUCAGCCUAAACUACUACUACUACCAUCAACAAGAACAACAGCAAACUGCUAUCACCAACAACAACAACAAAACAAUAACAACAGCAACAGCAACAACAACAUCAACACACCAGCAACUCUACUACGGCGCACUCUCACUACUGAUAACCAUCCUACUCGGCCUACUGACCAACCAACUCCUCAUCCAUCUCCUCCUCAUCCCACCCGCCCAUGCCCCACUCCUUGCCUCCAUCCCAGCCUUCAUCCUGCUCGUCCAUCCAUCCAGACUCGCGCCCUUCUCGGCCCAUUUCCGUAACGGCCAUCGCAAACUCCUCAAGGCGCUCCGCAGGAUCCUCGCUCUCGAACGCUCCCCGCAGCGGCUCACUAGGUUCCCCGACCUCAUCAUCGCCGAUCUGCUCACCUCCCUCGCUCGCCCUUUCGCCGAUCUUGCUCUGCUCUGCGCCACUACACUUCAUCUCCAUCCCAGCUUGCAAUCUUCCCUCUCUAUCUUCUUUAAUUCGUAA
Molecule: messenger RNA, 588 nt
Organism: Puccinia graminis f. sp. tritici CRL 75-36-700-3
Lineage: Eukaryota; Fungi; Basidiomycota; Pucciniomycetes; Pucciniales; Pucciniaceae
Exons: 1
Coding region: 1-588 (195 amino acids)
Cellular component (GO): membrane
Source: RefSeq, a predicted model, not a curated record